UAAGAGAUAUCGACAAUCAUGGACAUGGGGUGUGUGAGAGUAUUGGUUGUAUGUCUUGUAUACACGGUGCAGCGGGUGUACACCGAGUGUCCACAAACUGAAGUUCCAGUCGUGGACGUAUGCGGUACCGACCCAUUCACCGGCAACGUCUUCUACAUACACAGCGUCGGCAUGUCCGACGGCUUUAGUCAGUGCGCCUGUACAUUGUCUACCAUACAAGACAACAACAGCAUCACCAUCUACCCAUGGGGCGACGUCACACCUUCUACCUGCCACGCAUACAUCCUCGUCGUCGACGGCCUCCCCCGUGGCGCGGAAUACGCCUGGUGUAACCGACAGGGGAGGUUUGAGGCUGUUAUGGACACGGGGACGCCGUGGUCUGUAGACGUCACGAAGACAUCGCCGACAGCGGCAGCGUCUGAUCCGGGCCAUUGCCUGCUUGUUAGUGGAAGCAGUCUGUUGACAGCGGCGUGUCGGAAUGACGGAACUGGGAAGAUAGUGACACGUCCAACGACUACACCGACGACUGUCGCGACAUCACCGCCGAGGAUUGUGACACAGGAAGCCUCCGUUGCCACUACGGUGACAGGUCCUGUCGACCGGACUGGAACUCCAGCGACUACGGAAGAAACAGUGGCAUCUCCUCUCACCACCACACCGUUACCGACAGCGAAGCCUCUCCUCUUAGUAACCUCUUCCCUAUCACCAGGCCCUCCACUAGCACCCAAACAGACACCUUCAGAGAUGGAUACUGAAGAGAGCAUCCUCAUCGGAGUUUCUGUUGGCGUGCUGCUGUUGAUCAUCAUCAUCAUAGUCACUAUCAUCGUCUACAGGAUCUGCUGCCGAAAUGGAAGGCCAGUUGAAAAGAUUGCACAACCUGAGGUACCCGUGCUUCAUCCAAUGACUGAAGUUGUCCCAAGCUUCGAUCAGAUCUACACGACAGAACAUCCCACCGGCCUCUACCCUGGGAAGGUGAGAAGAGUCCACUCAAAUCCAGCAGGAGUGCGUCCUACCACACGGGUAGCUAAUGGCAGCCAGAUUCACGAACACGCCAUAAUGGAGGACGGACAUCUCUUCAGGGAGACGUCAAAGGAAUACCGUCAGCAUCAGUUGGGUGUGUUCAAGGAAGGGAAGAUAAAUGCGGAAAGAGUCAACACUGGUGCGACCAUUGAGGCCCAGCGGAGGUACAUCACCAGGGUCGCCAUAACAGCCAGCGGGUACAACUCGCUGCCUACCUCGAGAGUGAACAGCUUUAAAAGGCGACCUGGAGUUUUUAUUACAACAGGGGAGGCAUUCCAUAGGAGGGAGGGAUGGUAUAGAUCUGAACCUAGAAGUAUGCUUGCUGAUUCACGGAGUCGGAGUCACAGUGGUUACCUUGGUUCCCUGUGACGUAAUAAGGCUGUAUAUUUUGUUCUUGCAUAUAGGCCAUUUUUAUUUUGUCUCCCUCAUCUCCCGUUUCAUACUUUUUGUUAAACAAUAUGUUUAUUUAUCAAUAUAUUCUGCCAUUUUAAUAUCCAAUUCAUGGACACUGGGGUAGCCAAGUGGUCAAAGCGUUUGCUUGUGAACCACCGUCGUAGUUCGUAUCCUAUUUGGGUACAAUAUAUGAAACAUAAUUCUUGUGUACCAUAGACGUAAUAAUGGUGGAAUAUUGCUAAUAGCGGCGUGAUACCAUACUCACUCAAUCAUGAAAAACUUCACCUCAAUCAUGAAAAUAAUUCUGUCUGUAUAUUACCGGAUUGAUGUAAUAUGGCGUAACACUGCCCGUAGAAUCGUCUUGGGUUCAAAUUUCUUUCUUGGAAUUAUUCUCAAGCACCGAGUUAGCAAAGAUAAUAGAUAUGACGAUGUCUGCAAGUGUAUUCAACGAAGAAAAUGUUACAUGUGUUGUGUAUCUCUAUCAAGGGAAAGAUACAGUUGCUGUUUCACUUAUCAUCAGCGACACGGAAAAUAGCAUCCUUUCCUUAUCCACACUCUGCAGCU
Molecule: messenger RNA, 1977 nt
Organism: Haliotis rubra (blacklip abalone)
Lineage: Eukaryota; Metazoa; Mollusca; Gastropoda; Lepetellida; Haliotidae
Exons: 7
Coding region: 19-1389 (456 amino acids)
Source: RefSeq, a predicted model, not a curated record